This is a messenger RNA of Galdieria sulphuraria, 670 nucleotides long. RefSeq lists its product as uncharacterized. The coding region runs from base 18 to 230 and encodes 70 amino acids. The transcript has 2 exons. The record is from RefSeq and is a predicted model, not a curated record. NCBI's taxonomy places the organism in Eukaryota, Rhodophyta, Bangiophyceae, Galdieriales, Galdieriaceae.
UCACUCUCCAGAAAAGUAUGCAAAUAUUUGCUCCAACGGAGUUGAGACCAAAAGGACUACAAGGGCCACCAGGUAACCGCAGCCAAAGAACAAAACUUAAUUAUGCAAUGAGUUCCUACCGCGCAAGAGUUAUUCAUAGUCACUAUACUUGUCCUACAAAAGCUCCUUUUUGUACUUGGAACUUUAGACAGCUUCUGGUCCAGAGCCUUCCUGAGAUGGGCCGCGGUUGAAUGCUGAAGCUACUACAAGCGUUGUUAACGAAAAUGUAGGAAACCGUCCCAUUGAAUGCCACUGGUUGAAAGUUUUUCUUGUUAUUAAGCGCAUCCACGUAGUUAGAAAGCUUGCUCUUUCAUCCAUUUCAUCUUACCACAGUUGUAGUUUUGCGAAGUGGUACUCAUUGAAUAGAGCAAAGCCUUCCGGUAGCAUCGUCAGUUUGAAACAACUUUUUGGACGGAAGACAUAUGAACAACUCGAAAGGAUUUUUGCAAAGAAUACUAUUGCUUCAACAGAUUCUGAUUUAGUCUUCUUGAGAUCUGUAUUUACAUUGUUAUUUCAGGAAAUAAAUUGGUCAAAGGUACAAGACAAGUUUCUGGUACGGGAACAGAACCAGAACGAAGUUUUCUUCCAAGAUGGAUACGAAUCUUAUGCAAAUAAAAGAUACGAUAAGCGG